Babesia bovis T2Bo is the source of this 3472-nucleotide messenger RNA. RefSeq names its product helicase with zinc finger motif protein. The record is from RefSeq and is a predicted model, not a curated record. Gene Ontology annotation, molecular function: RNA binding; RNA helicase activity; ATP binding. NCBI's taxonomy places the organism in Eukaryota, Apicomplexa, Aconoidasida, Piroplasmida, Babesiidae. Gene Ontology annotation, cellular component: Ski complex. Gene Ontology annotation, biological process: nuclear-transcribed mRNA catabolic process, 3'-5' exonucleolytic nonsense-mediated decay. The transcript has 3 exons. Bases 107 to 3448 code for a protein of 1113 amino acids.
UAAUGUAAAAUUUAAUUGAUGAGGAGCGUAAGUAUGGGUGCGCUAAUACACAUACCAAAGGCACUUGAUAUACACACCGUAUAAUACACUAUCUUCUUUCGCAAAAAUGGCGAGAUUAUAUGAUAACAUCUCAGACUUUUGGACUUCCGAUGAGGAGGGUACAGAGGAAAGUCAUCGCGUCACAUCUGGUCUAGGCCAUCCCAUGAGAGAUGUAGAUAAUCAUAGGAAUGCUGACCAUCCGUUGGAUUUUUCAUUGGCUUUUAGAAAUCCUCUUGAUUCCGUUGGAUGGAUUCCAACUAUAGAAAAUACACAGGAGAAGUAUUCAGUCUUUGACAUACUUGACCGUGAAGAUUAUGACAAAAGGUUUGAUAUUGAUAUAGACGUUUUGGAAAGACAGCUUUUUGGCGAAUCUAUGCACUAUGAUGAAGAAGAAUUCCACUUGAAUGUAUCUGAAAUACCGGACUGUUUGGAUACAUCGUACGACGUAGACACAAGCAUUGGAGAAUAUCCACACUGCGAAGCUGUUGCAGAAAACUCUCUACAAACCGCAAGAGAUGCAACAACUGUCGUUAAAAUACGCCACUUGGAAAAUGUAGAUGAAUCUCUCUCCAAUGAUAUGGUGGUACCCAAGCCGGAAGAGGGAAAACAAUAUAUACGGACAAAGUGGUCAGUUGUAGAUGAUUCGUCUACGCCUGAAUUGGAAGACCUUGUUAUAGAGUAUCCUUUUGAAUUAGAUGAUUUUCAAAAACGUGCUAUUUAUCAUUUACAUAAGAUGAAGCAUGUUUUCGUUGCUGCACAUACGUCUUCGGGUAAGACUGUAGUGGCAGAAUACGCAAUUGCGCUUGCGCUUAGCAGGGGUAAAAAAGCCGUAUAUACAAGUCCGAUAAAAGCUUUGAGUAACCAGAAAUUUAGAGAGUUCACAAAGAGAUAUGGAAAUGAAACAGUAGGUAUAAUAACUGGGGACGUAUCAUGUAAUCCCAACGCUCCCUGUCUAAUAGUAACAACGGAAAUUCUGCGGAACCUAUUAUAUCGUGGUGAUCCAAUUAUAGGUCAACUUGGUGUGGUAAUAUUCGAUGAAGUGCACUAUAUCAACGAUUUUCAACGUGGAGUGGUAUGGGAAGAGGUUUUUAUAAUGUUGCCUAAAUCUAUCCAAUUAGUCAUGCUUAGCGCUACAGUUCCGAACUAUGCUGAGUUUGCAGACUGGAUUGGAGCAAUUAUGGAACGUGAGGUAAUAACUAUAGUUACAACCAGGCGCCCGGUACCUUUGGUCCACUUUAUGUAUAUUUACAACAGGAUUUUUUUGCUUCUCGAUAACAAGGGUGUGUUCAACAAAGAUGCAUACCACAACAUGUAUAAAAUUUCUUCACAAAAUAAAGGUUCUAGCAUCAAACGUACAACAUUUAAAGGCCAGGUACAAAAGUUGCAGCGAUUAAUCCGGCAUCUGGAAAUGACUCAGAAAUUACCUGUGGUACUAUUUUGUUUCAGUAGAGCAAAAUGCGAAUCCUACGCAAGAGAGAUGCCUAACCUCAAUUUGAAUUCUAAUCAUGUGCAACGUUCCAAGAUACAUAUAUUCCUGAAAGAAUCGUUAUCCAGCAUAAGCGAGGACGACAGGGACCUCAUGCAGGUCAAAAGCAUAAUUAAGUUAUUGUACAGAGGUAUAGGGGUACACCAUUCUGGACUGUUACCUCUGAUGAAAGAGAUAGUUGAAAUACUCUUUUCACGGGGGUUGAUUAAGGUUUUGUUUGCUACUGAGACUUUUGCGAUGGGUGUAAAUAUGCCAGCCCGAUCUGUUAUUUUCACUUCUAUUCAUAAGCACGACGGUCAAAAGACGCGCCAUCUUACCGCAUCUGAAUAUACCCAAAUGGCUGGUAGAGCUGGCAGGAGGGGCCUGGAUUCCUUUGGUAGUGUAUAUAUUUUCUGUCCAGAUGACCCGCCAGAUCUUCAGGACUUGACCACAAUGAUGUUCGAGAAGUCUACCAAGCUUGAGAGUAAAUUCCGUAUAACUUACAACAUGCUGCUCCAAGUACACUCUAGGGAGCAUAUGAACAUAACAGAGAUGAUGUUGAAGUCUUUCAAGGAGACGUAUAAAAUGAAGAACAUUCCAAUAUUCAAGCGUGACAAUAUACGCAAACGUCAGGAGCUUUCUACAAUUCCCAAAGUGGAUUGUAUUUACGGCGAGCCUUCGAUUGAGGAGUAUCACAAAUUGGAUGGGUGCUCUCGAACGAUUGCUGACAACCUUAAUGAAUCGCUAUGGAAUCACCGCGAGAACGCGCAGAUAUUUAAAGCAGGUCGUGUGAUUAUGGUACAUUCGUUGGCAGUUUGUAAUACAAGCUGUUACGGAUCUAUUGUUGUCUCACCCAAAGGAAAGAGUUCAACCCUUAAAGUUCUAUUGCUUUUGCCAGAUUUAUACGACGAAGGCAAAGCUUAUGACAAAGUGCAUACUACCAUAAGCUCGUAUAAUCACGAUCAAAUCCAUUUUUCAGUAUGCGAAUCAGUUCGCAUAUCCAACAUUUCGUUCAUCUACAACAAUGUAAUCAACAUGAAAACGAUGCAGGGCGUUACUGAAGACUUGAGUAUAACUUUGCUUAGCUCUGUCGCAUCUGAAUUGCACAAAUUGCUGCUGACAUCAAAAAUCGAGUUACUGGCUUUUAAUAAACAGCUGAAGCAAACUUCGAUUCAGUUUUAUGACGUCAUGUUAAAACAGCGUGACAUAUAUCAUGAGAUCUCCUUGAACCCGUGUAACAAGUGCCAUCUUCGUGAGAAGCACUACUCUAUCCAGGAAAGGGUCGAGUCGUGCCGCAACGAACUUGAGCGCAUAACGAGUCUAUUGAAGGAGGAAUCUUUAUCAUCUUAUGAUGAGAUGGUAGCCAAGGUUGAGGUGUUGAAACAGUUGGACUUUCUGGAUGAAAACGGGAAACCAACCGUCAAGGGCAGAAUAGCAACUUACCUUACAACAGGUGAUGAAAUCACACUAACGGAAACCAUAACUCAGAAUGUGCUCAAUGAUCUGGAGCCCGAGGAAUGCGCCGCCAUUCUUUCAGCCUUUGUGCACAACGAUCGGUCCCCUGAGAAGGAGGUACCAUCCCCAACGGCGGCCAUUCAAAAGGCCCGUGAUAUGGUAUUAGAUUUACACAGCAAGGUAGAUGUGGUACAGCGUGCUCUGAACGUCGUUGUAUCACGUGAAGACCAUAGUGCGCUCUGCAACUUUUCUUUGUCUUAUGUGAUUUAUCAGUGGGCUAUAGGCACUCCAUUUAGCGAGAUAAUGCAGUAUACAGAUUUACAGGAAGGUCACAUUGUGAGGGCGAUAACACGUCUUGAUGAAUUAUGCCGUAAAAUUGGCCAGGUGGCCAACAUAAACGGGGAUCAGGCGUUGCAAUCAAAGAUAGAGAAGGUUUCCAACUCUAUAAAGAGGGGCAUAGUAUUCAUGCCAUCCCUGUAUUUAUCGUAAACCAAACAUGAAACGUUAGCUUUU